AUGACAGGAUAUAAAGUGCUCGAUCGAACUGUGGAAGGACCCCCAACCUCGGAAUGGAAGCUCUGGGCACGAUCCUGGGACAAUAUAUGGCUCGGGGAUGUCGGGAAUGGAGCCUGGAUGUCCACCAAAGCAACGAUGCAAAUUUUACUAUUAAUAAAGACAGUACUGUACGAGAGGAUAGCAGGGAAUAAAACGGUACUUCGGGGAACCGAGAAUCCGAGAAGGGAGUGUAGAAUCCUGUUUGGUUGUUUUCUCGGGCAAAGCCUCGCUGCACCGAUCGCCAACGUGUGGUUGAGUCCCUUGGGGUCUUUAACACCGUUAAGACAAUUUCACAUACAAGACGGAUCCGGGGGAUAUCAUUAUUCCUUCACUGGACCGCAUCACGCUAAGUCGGAAUCCAGCUUGAACGGAAUCACGCAAGGUGGUUACUCCUACAUCGACGCGAACGGAAUUCUGCAAACGGUGAGUUACACAGCGGACGAUGAGAAUGGGUUCCGAGUGAGCGCCAGCAACUUGCCCCAACCGCCCAAGAACGAUCUCCAAACGAUCCAGGACACGCCGGAAGUGGCGUUGGCGAAGAAGAAUCACCUAGAGGAGCUGCAGAAGUCCCAACUGAGGGACCAGUCCAACUAUCAAUCGAACAUUCUGUCUUACAAAAUCCUGCCCUCCUAUUUCAGCUUCGCCCAGCUGCGAAAGGACGACGAGAAGAACCUGGCUGUCAGAGAAAUUGCAACGGCCAAGAAUCCGUUCCUGCUCACCAGAUCGGAGGCGGAGAAGAUCGAGGUGCCUAAACCGGACGCCAGCCUCUCGAAGAUAUCCCAGAGCCCGGCGUUAUCGCCUCAGCUGUCGUCUCAAGCGUCAAGUCAAACAGACCAGCAGGAAAACGAGGGACUGGCCGGGAACUCGUUGCAAAUAGGGAACCUGGUGUCCCUGGGCAGCGUUCAGAGGCCAACAACCGUCCCUGGAUCCUACGUGCUUCCGGUUGUGCCAUAUAGGCUGCUGCACAGCGCUCUACAUCACACUCAGGAUUCGCUGGGCCGAUACGAUUACACCUACGCCGGGGAUUCCAGCGCGAAAACAGAAUCCAGGUCUCUGGACGGGACGACGAGAGGCGCUUACAGUUACAUCGAUCCCAACGGCGUGUUGCAACAGGUCCAUUACGUGGCGGACCACAACGGAUUCAGGGUCCUGGCCACCAAUCUACCGGAAGCCAAGUAA
Colletes gigas is the source of this 1218-nucleotide messenger RNA. RefSeq lists its product as uncharacterized. Gene Ontology annotation, cellular component: chitin-based extracellular matrix. Gene Ontology annotation, molecular function: structural constituent of chitin-based larval cuticle. The record is from RefSeq and is a predicted model, not a curated record. The transcript has 4 exons. Lineage: Eukaryota; Metazoa; Arthropoda; Insecta; Hymenoptera; Colletidae. Bases 1 to 1218 code for a protein of 405 amino acids.